AUGGCGACGAUGAACUCCAGCGUGCUGGCUUGCAGCUACGCCCUCUCGGGGGCCUCCGACGCGAGCUGGAAGCUCGCCGCUGCCCCGUCGGCGGCGCCGGCCAGCGCCUCCUCCGGCCCCAAGCUGCCGGCGAUCCGCGCCCAGCAGACUCGCCCCGUAGAGUCGAAGGAGCGCGAGGGGAGGAGAGCCGCCCUCCUGGGCCUCGCCGCCGCUGUCUUCACCGCCACCGCCGCCAACUCCUCCCCCGCCAACGCCGGCAUCAUCGACGAAUAUCUCGAGAAAAGCAAGGCCAACAAGGUCCGUCUCCCCCCUUUCCCCUUCCUCUCCGUGGAGACAAGCUCUCACAACCAUGGAUUGCAGGAGCUGAACGACAAGAAGAGGCUGGCAACGAGCGGGGCCAACUUCGCCCGCGCCUUCACCGUGGAGUUCGGUAGCUGCAAGUUCCCUGAGAACUUCACCGGCUGCCAAGAUCUGGCCAAGCAGAAGGUUCAACCAAUACUUUUAACUUCCGACUACCUUCUUCAACCCCCCAUUUUCGAUGACAGUCGCCCUGAUCUCUCCCUUCUCUCUCUCUCUGGUCAAUGCAGAAAGUACCCUUCAUCUCCGACGACCUCGAAAUCGAGUGCGAAGGCAAAGACAAGUACAAGUGCGGCUCCAACGUCUUCUGGAAAUGGUGA
This is a messenger RNA of Spirodela intermedia, 677 nucleotides long. The record is from the annotation of a GenBank genome assembly. NCBI's taxonomy places the organism in Eukaryota, Viridiplantae, Streptophyta, Magnoliopsida, Alismatales, Araceae.